Messenger RNA from Alexandromys fortis (reed vole), 3292 nucleotides. It is a transcript of the gene Epor, whose product is annotated as erythropoietin receptor. Gene Ontology annotation, molecular function: erythropoietin receptor activity; protein binding. The record is from RefSeq and is a predicted model, not a curated record. Gene Ontology annotation, biological process: cytokine-mediated signaling pathway. The transcript is spliced from 8 exons. Lineage: Eukaryota; Metazoa; Chordata; Mammalia; Rodentia; Cricetidae. Bases 1587 to 3110 code for a protein of 507 amino acids. Gene Ontology annotation, cellular component: membrane; external side of plasma membrane.
CUGUCUUUUGUUGUUUUAUGUGUUUGGUCAUUUUGGCUGCAUAUACAUCUGUGCACAUGUGUACAGUGCUCAUAGAGACCAGAAGAGGGUGUUGGAUCCCCUGGAACUGGAAAUACAGACAGUUGUGAGGUACCAUGUGGGUGUUGGGAAUCCAAACCAGGUCCUCUGCAAGAGCAGUAUGUAUGUAUGUAUAUAUGUUUGUAUGUGCAUAUUUACCUAUCUCUCUACCUAUCUAUCCAUGUAUGUAUCUAUUCAUAUAUGUAUGUACAUAUCCACACAUAUAUCUUUGUGUGUGCAUUCAUACAUGUAUCUAUCAUGUACAUAUGUAUGAAUUCACCUACCUUUCUGUCCAUCUUGGUGGUGCUGGGGAUAAACUCGAGGCUUUCUGCUGCUAGGCAAGGGCUGUACCAUGAGCUACACCCCAUUCAACUUUCUUUUUUAAAAGUAAAGGAAGUUAGGUGUGGUGGCACAGGUCUGUGAUCCCAGCAUUCAGGAACCUGAGACAGGAGGAUUGCCACAAUUCCAGAAUAGUCUGGGCUAUUUAGUGACACCCUGUGACAAAAACAAACAAAAACCAACAAAACAAUACCGGAGCUGUAGCUCAUUGUAGAGCCCUUGUCCAGCAUGCCUGAGGUCUGGGUUCCGUUCCAGCACCACAUAGACCGGAGAUGGUAGUGCAUGCUUGCCAUCCAUCCCGACACGGAGGAAGUGGAGGCAGGAGGACAGAAGUUCAAGAUCAUCCUUAGUGAUUCAUACAGUGAGUUUGAAGUCAGCUUGGAAUACAAUAAGACCCUGUUUCAGAAAGAAAAAAAAAAAAAAACCGGGCUGGUGAGACCUAAGCCCCAAUGCUGGGAACCACAUGGUAGGAGAGGGCUGGCUCCCAAAGUUGUCCUGUGCCCUCCAUAUGUGCCCUAGUGCAUUGGGGCAUGCACACCACGCACUCAUGCACACACGCGUGCGCACACACAUGCACAUAAUAAAUAAAUGUUUACGAUUUUUAAAAUCAUAAUGAUCUAUUCCGAAAUCGGUGUAAUCCACAAACAGAAAACACCAUAGCAUGUUGUUUGUCAGACUGCACGGCCUGGUUCCACUCACACAUCCAGUUGGUAGUCGUCUUUAGGAUUUUUAUUUCGAACUGGACUGGGGAAGAGGUACCGCCUAGUGCAACAACACAGCUUCCAUCUGUGUCCUGCUGGUCUGCGCAGCAGGGCAGAUUUACAAACGCCCAGACUAGACAUGAAGAAGGUAAGUCUCCUGUCCGUGACCACAUUAGCAACCACCAACCCCCUUCCCCGAAACAAAACCAUGCUGUCUGCCCCACCCCCCUACACUGGUUAUGGCGGCGGCGGCUGUGCCCAAGAGGGCCCCUGUUCCCUCCGGAGGCCGUGGCUUAUCUGUCCCCGACUGCGUGCUGGCCCCGCCCCCUGGAGGGAGCUGCCACUUGGAAGCUCCUGGUCAGCUGUGUCCGGCAGCUGCUGCUGACCCAGCUGUGGACUGGGGGAAAGGGGAAAGAGGAAAGGGGAGGGGAGGCGGGGGGGGACACGGAGGGGCUGGAGCCCUGGGCUUCCUGAAACUGGGGCUGCAUCAUGGACCACCUCAGGGUGCCCCUCUGGCCUCGGGUUGGCCCCCUCUGUCUCCUACUUGCUGGUGCAGCCUGGGCUCCCUCACCCAGCCUCCCGGACCCCAAGUUUGAGAGCAAAGCGGCCCUGCUGGCAUCCCGGGGCUCCGAAGAACUUCUGUGCUUCACCCAGCGGUUGGAGGACUUGGUGUGUUUCUGGGAGGAAGCGGCGAGCUCCGGAAUGGGCUUCAACUACAGCUUCUCUUACCAGCUCGAGGGUGAGUCACGUAAGUCAUGUCGCCUGCACCAGGCACCCACAGUACGCGGCUCCGUGCGUUUCUGGUGUUCACUGCCGACAGCGGACACGUCGAGCUUCGUGCCACUGGAGCUACGCGUGACGGCGGCCUCCGGAUUUCCUCGCUACCACCGCACCAUCCAUAUCAAUGAAGUUGUGCUCCUGGACGCCCCUGCGGGACUGCUGGCGCGCCGGGCGGAGGAGGGCAGCCACGUGGUGCUGCGCUGGUUGCCACCUCCUGGGGCACCUAUGACCACCCACAUCCGUUAUGAGGUGGACGUGUCUGCAGGCAACAGGGCAGGGGCCACGCAAAGGGUGGAGGUCCUGGAAGGACGCACUGAGUGUGUACUGAGCAACCUGAGGGGCGGGACGCGCUACACCUUCGCUGUUCGAGCGCGCAUGGCCGAGCCGAGCUUCAGCGGCUUCUGGAGCGCCUGGUCUGAGCCCGCGUCGCUGCUGACAGCUAGCGACCUGGACCCUCUCAUCCUGGCGCUGUCUCUCAUCCUCGUUCUCAUCUCAAUGCUGCUGGCAGUGGUGGCACUGCUGUCCCACCGCCGGACUCUGAAGCAGAAGAUCUGGCCUGGCAUCCCAAGCCCAGAGAGUGAGUUUGAGGGUCUCUUCACUACCCACAAGGGUAACUUCCAGCUGUGGCUGUUACAGCAGGACGGCUGUCUGUGGUGGAGCCCAAGCAACUCCUUCCCGGAGGACCCACCUGCUCACCUAGAAGUCCUCUCAGAGCGCUGCUGGGGGGUAACACAGGCAGGGGAGCCACGGGCAGAUGACAAGGGGCCCUUACUGGAGCCAACGGGCAGUGAGCAUGCCCAGGACACCUACCUGGUACUGGAUGAGUGGUUGCUGCCCCGGAGCCCAUGCAGUGAGGACCUCUCGGGAUCUGGGGACAGUGUGGACCCAGUGACUAUGGAUGAAGGCUCGGAAGCAUCUUCCUGCCCCUCUGAGUUGGCCUCAAAGCCCAGGCCAGAGGGCACUUCACCUUCCAGUUUUGAGUACACCAUCCUGGACCCCAACUCCCAGCGCCUCUGCCCUCGGGCACUCCCUCCUGAGCUGCCUCCCACUCCACCUCACCUGAAGUACCUGUACCUUGUGGUGUCUGACUCGGGCAUCUCAACAGAUUACAGUUCGGGGAGUUCCCAGGGAGUCCAUGGGGACGCAUCUGAUGGCCCCUACUCCCACCCCUAUGAGAAUAGCCUUGUCCCGGACCCAGAGCCUCUGCACCCCAGCUAUGUGGCCUGCUCCUAGGACGCCAGCCUACACCAUCCCAAGCCCACAACUUCUUGAACAGGGCUGAAGGCCAUACUUAAAGUCACAGCUGACCUCGGUCCUCUGCCCAGCCCAUCCUGUCCAGGAAGCAACAGCCUUGCAAUGUCAAGAUAGACAGUUAUCUGUCUGUACAUAGAAAUAUAUACAUAUCGAUUUUUCUA